Molecule: messenger RNA, 354 nt
Organism: Rotaria sp. Silwood2
Lineage: Eukaryota; Metazoa; Rotifera; Eurotatoria; Philodinida; Philodinidae
Source: the annotation of a GenBank genome assembly
AUGAUUGAACCACUGUGCCAUCGAGGUUUAUAUUCGGUCAUUCUUGUUGAUUUACCGGGUUUUGGUGGAUCGAGUGGCCGUGAUUUAAAUCAAGCGAGCUGGAAACGACAUGCACCAGAGAUUGUUGUUGCUAUUCUUUCGAGUUUUCACAUUGAAAAAUCUGUCAACGUAAUUGCUACUUGCGCAGGUGGUUCAGCUACUACGGUACGCACUAUCAAUCGAUAUCCUUUAUGGUUUCGUAAUUGUAAUCUCGUAUUUACAAACUCUGUAAUAGGCGACUUUGGCGAAUCAAAAGUCGGGGUUCCAUCGAAAUUUCAUGUAUUUCAUAUAAUAGUGAAAAUAGAGGAAUCAUAA